Molecule: messenger RNA, 2848 nt
Organism: Solanum dulcamara
Lineage: Eukaryota; Viridiplantae; Streptophyta; Magnoliopsida; Solanales; Solanaceae
Product: pentatricopeptide repeat-containing protein At1g31790
Exons: 1
Coding region: 184-1440 (418 amino acids)
Biological process (GO): RNA modification
Molecular function (GO): protein binding; RNA binding
Source: RefSeq, a predicted model, not a curated record
AUGAAUACAUAUUGGAGUUAUUUUUGAAUUUCUGAGUGCUUCAAAAAUCAUAGUAACAAUUUUGUGUUCAAAUAAUUUGCGGGAAAAAAGUAGUUAUAGUUGAUUCCAACUGAACUUGGUGACCAUUGGAAGAAGACAUUUGCUUUCAACUAUGAAUUCCAGUAAACAAUCCUUGUAAAAUCAAUGGAGAUCACAUCAUCCUACCCAAAACCACCAUUGUUGCAUACGAACAUCUCUUCAAGAAACUCCAAGAAAUGGAUACCCAUCACUACCCACUCCAUUAACAACACCCCCCUUCAAUUCCAAUUGCCUCUACAUAGACCCCAAUACAAAUUAAAACAACCCAUUAAACCAGAAAUCAAGAAAACUACAAACCCAACUUGCACAAUCUCUGAUGUUUUAAGGCUAAUGGACAGUCUUGGCCUUAACAUACCAGUUGACAUAUACGUUUCCCUUAUCAAAGAAUGCACUGAAUCUCGUGACCCUUUAAAAGCGAUUGAAAUUUAUGAGCAUAUCUGUAGAAGUGAUGUAAUUCCUACCUUGCCGUUACUAAACCGUUUGUUGCUGAUGCUUGUAGUUUGUGGUUGUUUCGAACAUGCCCGCCAACUGUUUGAUAAAAUGCGUGUGAGAAAUUCUAAGUCUUGGGCUGCGAUUAUCGCGGGGUGUGUUGAAAAUGGAGAGUAUGAAGGGGCUUUGCGUUUGUUUAUGGAAAUGCAGAGUGAGGCAGGGAACUUGUGUAAAUGUGGUGAUAUAAUUGAUGAUGGGAUAUUGGUUUGUGUUCUUAAGGCUUGUGUGGAAUUGAUGAAUUUGGAAGUUGGGAAACAGAUUCAUGGAUGGUUAUUGAAGCUGGGUAAUUGUGAAAGCAUGGCUUUGAGUAGUUUUUUGAUCAAAUUCUAUGGGGAAUUUGGUUAUCUAGAAAGCGCGGACAAUGUGUUUGAUCAUGUUCCACACUGUAAUACAGUUGUUUGGACAGCUAGAAUUGGUAAUUUGUGUAAAGAGGAGCAGUUUGAAGGGGCGAUAAGGAUUUUCAGGGAGAUGGUAAGAGAAGGAGUGAAGAAAAAUAGUUUUACAUUUUCAAGUGUUCUUAAAGCUUGUGGGAAGUUGAGCGAUGCUGGAUGUUGUGGUCAACAGGUUCAUGCUACUUCCGUCAAGGUAGGACUUGAUACGGAUAGUUAUGUGCAGUGUAGCUUGAUCAACAUUUAUGGAAAAUAUGGGUUGCUAAGGGAUGCUCGGAGCGUUCUCAAUACGAUAGAGGAUAAGAGCAAUAUUGCCUGUUGGAAUGCUAUGUUGAUGGGAUGUAUACAAUAUGGUUUUGGUGUUGAAGCCAUGAAGCUUCUCUAUGAGAUGAAAGAAGCUGGUUUGCAGCCACAUGAAUCUUUGAUUAAUGAAGUAUUAUUGGUUUGUGGGAGUAGCAAUAUCGAGAAAAUGAAUGUCUUUUAGUUUCCAUGAAGAUAUGAAAAUGAUUUGCUUGAUCAAGGGCUUUUUCAUGGAAUAUAAUGCAGUCAACACCAAUGUAUUGGCUAAUCUCUCUAGCUUCCUUGAUGAGUUUGUCGCAUUUGAAGGAUCAACAAGGUUAUGUAUAUAAUAAUGGUCUGAAGAGAUGUUAAGCAAUCUUGCGUAUAGAAUAUCUCUUAGUUUUCCUUGAAUAUAUGUAGAUGAUUUGCAAGAUCAAGGAUCAACAUACUGGCCGAUAUCUCUAGUUUCCUUGAUGUCAUCAACUUGAUGAGUUAGUUGCAUAUCAAGGAUUAACAAGGGUAUGUAUAUAAUAUGCUCUGUGGAGUUGUGAAAUAAAUUAUAGCACUAUACUGUACCACAUUUGACGUGGCCGAGCUAACAUAUGCUGGAACGUUUUGUUAAUACUCAGUCUAUGUGGCACAGAAAUGCAAGCAUAUUACAAAUAGCCAAGAUCGGUUAUAGAAAGUUUAAAAUUAGUUCUAUGAUCUUUGACUCUACUAAAUAUGCAACUGUUAUGAUUUACUAUGACGAUCAGUGGGGGGCACAAAAGUUAUUGCUGAUGAUUUGGUGUGGUGCAUGCAUAUCGAGUCUUAUGUACUUUGGCAUAAGUGCAUAUGCAUGAGACAUUUCCCUGGGAGAACUCCAGCAGAUGGUACUACUGGACUUGAUAUUGUAGAAGCACCCUAAUAGUGAGGAAGAUCUAUUUGAGGUAAAUCCAAGACUAAAUAGAUAAUACUUGUUCUUACAGUCAGAAACAUCUUUUGUUUAAUGGGUUAUCGAAGAACUGGUCCAAAAUUUUUCAACUACUCUAUAUUAUCUGCAACUCGUAGGUUCUCUUGAACUGUGAUAGCUGCCUUAACAGUUGGAGCAACAGAUUUGUAAUGGUUAUUUGUGAAUUUUCUGAAUGCACAAAUCUGUAGAUAUAUGUAUAUGAGCAUUAUUCUAGUUUUUCAUGUGCUCUAAUCUAAUUUAGUUCAUUGCAAGCCAGGGAAUGCUGAAUUGUGAGAAGGAAUUAAGGCCAGUGUUGAUAAUAAUUACAAUUUGUGGUUGCAAAAUGAUACAUUGUUUAUACAUAUCCAUGAGAGUAAUUUAUUCACAUUUAUGUAUAAUUUACAUGUCAAAAUAUUUUGCAGUCUUUGAUAAGAUAUUAAGCCAUGUAGUUGUUUGAUAUAAGGGAUAACGGAUAUGUUAGUUAGUCCCACUCAGUAGUGAUGGAAUAAGUUUUUCCAUAUAUGUGAUGGGAUAACUAAUUCCAUGGGAUAGCUUCGUUUUUCCUAUCUCUAAUACCAAAUGACCCCGUCCCAUUUGUUUUUCCCAUCUCUAAUACCAAACUUUAUAGAGAUUAUUUGCACUAUAAGUCGAUGGGAUAACUAUAUUGUUCAUGGGAUGCCUA